CACCAAUAGUAUACCACUCUCUCUCUCUCUCUCAAAACCAUAAUUCACAACAACAAGAUUAAAAAAGAUUAGUACACUUACACAAAAAACACUAUCAUCAUCCUCACCUUCUUCUUUCUUUUCUUCCACUUAACCAUAAAACUUUCUACCUUUUUCUCCUUUAUCGUUUCCACCCUUACAAUAGUAACUACCUCCUUCUCAUCUCAUCCAAUCUUAUCUCUUCAAUCUCUAUAUCAAUCUUAUUUUCAAAGUUGACUUCAGUCUAUAAGUAUCUCUAGUUGAGUUAGAUUCGUCUGUCCCGACUCUGGUGAACCUCGAGACCCAACUCAUCUAAAACUGAUAUAUAUAUAUAUAUAUAUAUAGAUCUUUUCAAAUUCUCGUUAGAUCUAUCUAUGGCGGAAGAAGAUCGGAACGUAAGACUUAACGGCAACCGCAUCAUCGACGUAGUCUUAGACUGUGUAAUCCCUUACAUAACCGAUCCAAAAGACCGGGACGCAGUUUCACAAGUCUGCCGACGAUGGCACGAGCUAGAUUCCAUGACUCGAAAACACGUCACCAUCGCUCUCUGUUACACCACAACACCGUGGCGGCUCCGUCGUAGAUUUCCACAUCUAGAGUCGUUGAAACUGAAAGGAAAACCACGUGCAGCGAUGUUUAAUUUGAUUCCUGAAGAUUGGGGAGGUCAUGUUACGCCAUGGAUUAACGAAAUUUCUCAGUAUUUUGAUUGUUUAAAGAAUCUUCAUUUUCGGAGGAUGAUUGUUCAAGAUUCCGAUCUUAAUAUUCUUGCUGAAUCGCGUGGUCAUGUUCUUCAGUCUCUUAAGCUUGAGAAAUGUUCUGGAUUUUCUACAAAAGGUCUUGGAUAUAUUGGUCGCUUUUGCAGGAGUUUAAGAGUUUUGCUUUUGGAGGAAAGCACAAUUGUUGAGAAUGUUGAGAAUGAUGAAGAAAAUGAGAACGAAUGGCUACACGAGCUUGCCAUGAAUAACACGGUUCUCGAGUCUCUAAAUUUUUACUUGACAGAUGUUGAAGUCAAAGUUCAGGACCUCGAGCUUUUAGCCAGGAAUUGCCCAAACUUGGUGUCUGUAAAGAUUACCGAUUGUGAAAUCUUGGAUCUUAGGAAUUUUUUCCGCAAUGCAACUGCUCUGGAAGAAUUCUCUGGUGGCACCUACAACGAGGAACCUGAAAGAUACACUGCUUUAAUGUUACCGGCAAAGUUAUGCCGAUUGGGUCUAACAUACAUUGGAAAGAAUGAAUUGCCAAUAGCGUUUCCGUAUGCAGCUGGACUAAAAAAAUUGGAUCUCCUCUAUGCCAUGCUAGACACAGAGGAUCACUGUAUGUUGAUCCAAAAGUGCCCAAAUUUGGAAGUCCUUGAGACGAGAAAUGUAAUUGGAGAUAGAGGAUUAGUGAUUCUUGGUCACUGCUGUAAGAAGUUAAAAAGACUUAGGAUUGAACGAGGUGAUGAUGACCAAGGAUUGGAGGAUGAAGAAGGUACCGUGUCCCACAGAGGAUUAAUUGCUUUGUCACAAGGGUGUACAGAACUUGAAUAUUUGGCUGUGUAUGUGUCCGAUAUUACAAAUGCAUCUCUGGAACAUAUUGGCACUCACUUGAAGAAACUCUGCGAUUUUCGCCUUGUCUUGCUUGAUCACGCAGAGAGAAUAUCAGAUUUGCCACUUGACAACGGGGUGCGGGCUUUGCUGAUGGGGUGUGACAAGCUUGUUAGAUUUGCAUUAUAUCUGCGGCGUGGUGGCUUGACUGAUGUUGGUCUUGGUUACAUUGGCCAACACAGUCAAAAUGUGAGGUGGAUGCUGUUAGGGUAUGUGGGGGAAACUGAUACAGGGCUUUUGGAGUUCUCAAAUGGCUGUCCUAGUCUCCAGAAACUUGAAAUGAGAGGAUGUUCCUUUUUCAGCGAGCAUGCGCUUGCAAUUGCUGCAACACGAUUGACUUCUCUUAGGUACUUGUGGGUUCAAGGGUAUGGUGCAUCUUCGUCUGGAAGUGGUCUUUUGGCAAUGGCUCGCCCUUUUUGGAACAUUGAGUUAAUUCCUUCUAGGCAAGUUGCUGUCAAUAACAAUGUCAAUCCGGAUGAGCCUCAGGUUGUUACGCAUCCAGCUCAUAUUCUUGCAUACUACUCUCUUGCUGGCCUGAGAUCAGAUUUUCCAAAUUCUGUUGUACCAUUGAACCCUGUUGCGUAUGUUGAUGCCUAGAGUUGUGUAUACACCAAUUUUUGCUUUUCUUGUUUGUAAGUUCCUGCUGUAUUUGUAAUUGAGGGUUCCCAUUUUGCUCUGCAACUCCCUAGACAAUAAUAGUCUUGUAAUAAGCCCACGUUUUCAUUUUGUAGUCCAGAAAUGAGUCUACCAGUUAUGCAGUUUGUUCCCUUUAAAUCCAAGAUUCUCAAUUUUGUAAAUAUAUUGUAAUAACAACUGUUUUUCCUUUACAUUCAUAUUUUUUAUUUGAGA
Molecule: messenger RNA, 2450 nt
Organism: Medicago truncatula (barrel medic)
Lineage: Eukaryota; Viridiplantae; Streptophyta; Magnoliopsida; Fabales; Fabaceae
Product: coronatine-insensitive protein 1
Exons: 3
Coding region: 393-2198 (601 amino acids)
Biological process (GO): SCF-dependent proteasomal ubiquitin-dependent protein catabolic process
Cellular component (GO): SCF ubiquitin ligase complex
Source: RefSeq, a predicted model, not a curated record